AGUUUGCAAGUGCCAUCUGCACUGUGGGGGAACCAAUCUUCAACUUGCCUGCAUUUGGUAUUAGUAUUUUAUUAACUUUUCAUUGAUCCAAUUACAGCUCUUUGACACAAUUUUCAUCAGUGAUGGACUAAGUGUGAUCCGGCCUGACCCGCCUCCGGCCGCCGUGAGAAGGGGCAUGUGUCGGGCUACGCUCGGGCUUCCCCUGCAGCCCAUUGUGAUCCAUCCCGCUAGGUGCUCCCUGCCGCCCAUUGUGACGCCUGCCAGCCGCAGGCUGGGUCCCCGAGGCGGGCGGCAUUUAGGCUCGGUCUCCACAGCCAUGGCCGCGACGCAGGAGCUGCUGCUGCAGUUGCAGAAGGAUAACCGAGAUGGUCGCCAGCGGAAGCAGGAGCUAGAGAAGCUGAUGCGCGGGCUCGAGGCCGAGAGCGAGAGCCUCAAUCGGCGCCUGCAGGACCUGAGCGAGCGGGAGCGAAGCCUGCUGCGGAGGCGAAGCCAGGCAGCGCAGCCUCUGCAAGGGGAGGCGCGCGAGGCGGCGCGGGAGCGCGCGGAGCGGGUGCGCAGAAGGCUGGAGGAGGCGGAGCGCCACAAGGAGGACUUGGAGCAGCACAGCAGGCAGCUGCAGGAGCAGUGGGAGGAGCUGUCGAGUCAGCUCUUCUACUACGGACGGGAACCGCAGGACCAGAAGAGCACGGAGCAGCAACUCGCAGCCCAAUUGGUGACGCUGCAGAAUGAACUGGAGCUGGCGGAGACCAAAUGCGCCUUGCAGGAGGAGAAGCUGCAGCAGGGCGCGCUGCAGACAGCGGAGGCCUGGGCCAUAUUCCAGGAGCAGACCGUAGUCCUGCAGGAGGUGCAGGUGAAGGUGAUGGAGGCUGCGGAGGAGCUGGACGCCUGGCAGAGUGGCCGGGAACUGUGUGACGGGCAGCUUCGCGGAGUGCCGUACAGCACCGAGUCGCUCAUGGAGGAGAUGGCCAGGGCGGACCGAGAGAUGCGGCUGUUCGGCGGCCCUCGCGCGCUGGCCAUCAGGCGGUGCGUGCUGGGCGCGCUGCAGGUGCUGCUGACGCUGCCGCUCCUCUUCCUGGGGCUGUCGCUGCUCUGGACGGUGCUGUUGGACCCCGGCGCCGUCUCCGCUUGGCUCUGGAGCCUCACCUCGGAGACUACGCUGCGCCGCCUGCGCUACACGCUGUCCCCGCUGCUGGAGCUGCGCGCUAACGGGCUGCUGCCAACCUAAGUGCAGCGCCCCGCGCCUGGCUCCAGGUGGACUCCAGGGCACCUGGCUUUAUUUCUGGUGCACUCCUCUCCUGAGAGUGUAGACCAAGGUCGCCUAAUAAACUCCUCAAGGGAUGAA
Messenger RNA from Gorilla gorilla gorilla (western lowland gorilla), 1342 nucleotides. RefSeq names its product transmembrane protein 191C (gene TMEM191C). NCBI's taxonomy places the organism in Eukaryota, Metazoa, Chordata, Mammalia, Primates, Hominidae. The transcript is spliced from 10 exons. The coding region runs from base 176 to 1225 and encodes 349 amino acids. The record is from RefSeq and is a predicted model, not a curated record.